AGUAAGAUGACAUCAAGUGGGGUGAAUGAUGCGGGGUAGCUCAUGCCACUUUCGAACCUAGACCUUUGACAACCUUGAUGAGUUCAUGCUAUUCGCACAAGUUAGCACCACAGUCUCUUCGAGGGUAACACGGUCUACGGCCCGAUAGAAGUCCUAGAAAAGGAAGCGCAAAAGCCAUAGUCCCACUACCAAUCCACCUUAUACGAAGCAGGCAGCUCAGACAUCAACCAUAGAAUCUCUGAGUAGAUAGCCGGUGGUUCGAAAGCAUACCCCUAUUGCAGGAUGGAUUUCCAGCCCGAUAGGGGAGGGAAGAAGGAAAGCGCAAAAGCGACCAUGCGGCUUCCGAUUGCGGUAGCAGUUGAUACGCCCGCUGCCAGCGAACCAUCAAUCUCAAAUAUAGAUACAUCAUCCAACAACCCGUAUAAAGCAGCCCGCGAAGCUCUUGACCGAGAUGGCUUCGUUGUCCUAUCCGCCUCCCUCUUCCCCUCCUUCGACCUUGAAGCGCUCCGCGCCGCCGCUUCACACAUAACGAAAGAAGCACGAUCAGGAACAUGGCCAUACAUACGAACUCUACCCAAACAAUUUCCACCGUGGCCACAGGACCCAUCACACGGAAUAUGGGGCGUUCAGCAUCUGCUCCAUCCCUUGAAUACAGGCCACUUGGUAUUUGCGAAAUCGUACUUUGACAAAGAGCUGCUCAAGUACGUAGCAGAACUCAUUGGUUGUGACGAAGGGGACCUGACAAUGGAGUUAUACAACAUGCUAGUUCGACCAGAUGAAGAUUUCAGUCUACGAUGGCACAGGGACGACAUCACCGCCAGCGCAACACCAGAAGAAGAACUAGAGAGAUUGAACAAGCCAGCCUAUCACGCACAGUGGAACCUCGCACUCUACGACGACGCUUCCUUGGUUCUGAUCCCUGGAACUCACAAGCGCGCACGUACGGAUAGUGAGCGGAAUGCGGAUCCCUAUGAAGCGCAUCUACCGGGUCAAAUCACUGUAAAGUUGAAGGCCGGGGAGGUGGCGUUUUAUAAUAACAACAUCCUACACCGAGGUGUGUAUGAUAGUAAGAAGGAGCGGAUGACGCUGCACGGCAGUAUUGGAACGACGUUGGCGGGAGAGGAGAGAGCGAGGAACGUGCUGCAGCAUGGCGUGGGUGAGUGGGCAAAGGAGUGGGAUGUAGAUGGCUUUGAACCGGAGAUGGCAGAGCGGGCGAAGAGGAUGAGGGAGAGGCUUGUGGAGCUAGGGAAGACCAGUGGGGAUGUUGGGUUCUUUUCCAAGGAUGAGUGAGGCGUUGUAGCCUGCAAACCGCGUUUCCGCUGUAGUUGUCGUAGGAGAGUAAACUGUAUAGCCCGAGUUGUCUUUUAGCGAAGGGAUUUUCCGACGUAAGAGGGAGCUUGAGGUUGAGCGAAUCAUGCGCAGGAGCAACUGACAUAACAUCUUUAGAGACCCCUUCAAGUGAAAAUCUCGGUCCAUGAGUCAACGUAACGUGGAUGAGGAAAUGUUUAAGGAGAGCCUAUGCCCUUAGAACUAACUAUUGAGCUGUUACUAACUAUAAGGGCGUACUUUAAGAGCGGGUGUAUCUGUUCAGGUUCUAGAUAAUCACAAACAUCUCUGCACUCAAGUACUUUCACAGAACCAGCGAUAGCUCAACGAGGGCGUAGGCGCUUUGGAGAUCCGAAUGGAGAAUGGUUGUUAACGUCGAUACUACUGCUGGAGUUGUUAGCCUAUAAACGGCUGGGGGAAUGAGCAGGCACAUGUAGUUUUAGGGAGUA
This is a messenger RNA of Cucurbitaria berberidis CBS 394.84, 1775 nucleotides long. RefSeq lists its product as uncharacterized. The transcript has a single exon. NCBI's taxonomy places the organism in Eukaryota, Fungi, Ascomycota, Dothideomycetes, Pleosporales, Cucurbitariaceae. The record is from RefSeq and is a predicted model, not a curated record. The coding region runs from base 283 to 1290 and encodes 335 amino acids.